This is a messenger RNA of Tribolium madens (black flour beetle), 697 nucleotides long. RefSeq names its product nucleolar protein 12 (gene vito). Gene Ontology annotation, molecular function: RNA binding. The record is from RefSeq and is a predicted model, not a curated record. The transcript has 2 exons. The coding region runs from base 34 to 651 and encodes 205 amino acids. NCBI's taxonomy places the organism in Eukaryota, Metazoa, Arthropoda, Insecta, Coleoptera, Tenebrionidae. Gene Ontology annotation, cellular component: nucleolus.
UUAUUUACUUCAAGUACUAGAAAAAAACACAAAAUGGCGGCUGGUUCAUCUGUCAAAAAAAAUCGCCAAAAAAACCCCAAAAAUCGCACAAACAAAUUACAUUUGGUUUUCGAUGAAAAGAAGCGAAGGGACUUCCUCACCGGUUUCCACAAACGCAAACUCCAGCGUAAGAAAGAAGCCCGCGAGAAGCUCGAACGCGAAUUAAAGGAGGAGAGAAAGCGUCUCAAAACCGAAGCGAAGGAGUCUUACAAAAAAUUAGUUGUCUCUGCCCGCCCCAUCCCCGAAUUGGAGACCCUCCUCAAAGAGGAGUACGAAGACGAGGACGCAACUGUGCGAAUUGAGGAAUUAUCGACCGAUGUGAUCGCAAAAGAGAGUAACUGGAUCGGGGCCAAUCAACCAAUUUGUGAAAAUGAGGAAGAAAGCGAAGUGCCUGGAAUGGACCUGAAGCAGAGGGACACCAAAGUGACGCGGAAAUUCGAUUCGGAACGGGACGUGAAACGACUACUCAAAAAGGAGGCCACUAAGAAGGUGCAAAAGAGCAAAGUGUUUCAAAUGAAGACAAAAAUUGAGGGGCAGAAGCAGCGGAAGAAGGCGCGGCGGGAGAACAAGCAGAAGAUGAAGCUCAAAGAGAAGAAGCGGAAACGGCAUUGAUUUCUAUUUUUUGUAACAAAAAUUAGAAAUAAACAAUUUUUUGUUA